AUGAGCCGUCUCAAGGCCCUCUUGCGGCGGGGCAAGACCGCCAGCCCGGUCAGUGAGCACGACUCGCUCCGACGCACGCUCGUACGGCGGCAAAAGGUCGUCGACCGCCUCGUCGCCUUUGGCCCCCACUUGGGCACCCUCCUCCUCGUCGCCGGCCUCGUCUACACGCUCGCCCUGCCGCUCAAGGAGCUCGGCCGCAAGCACUACAUCAGCGAGAACGCCCUCCAGCCAGGACAUGUCAACACGUACUGGAACUGGGCCGACGUCCACGUCGCAGAUGCGUACGCCGACAAGGUGGCGCAGUGGAGCAAACUCGAGGUGUCGGGCGAGCAGCGCAGCCGAGGCAUCAAGCUCGCGUUCGAGGAGCUCGGCCUGUCGACGGCGCAACAAGCCUACACGUUCGACCUGCCCAACAACUCGUCUCUCUCGGGCAUCAACACCUACGCCAUCCUGCCGGCGCCCAAGACGGACGGAGCAGAAGCUCUCGUGCUGUCGGCGUCGUGGCUGAGCCGGGCGAGGAACGAGGACGGCUCAAGGCGCGUCAACACUCGAGGCGUCGCGCUCGUGCUCGCGCUCGCCAACUACUUCAAGAAGCACUCGAUGUGGAGCAAGGACAUCAUCUUCCUCGUCUCGGACGGGCACGUUGACGGCGCUCAGGCCUGGCUCGACUCGUACCACGGCUUCAAGCAGUCGAACCUUCAGGCCGAGGAGCUCGCCUUGACGACGGGCGCCGUCUGGGCGGCUCUCGGCCUCGACUACCCGCACCACUCGUUCAGUCACAUCGGCAUGUUCUACGAGGGCGCCAACGGCAACCUGCCCAACCUCGACUUCCUCAACUCGGCGUCGCGCAUCCUGCGCGGCAUGAACAUCCCGACCCUCCUCCACUCGUACGACCCUGCCGCGACCUCUCCCCUCCCAUCUUUCCUUCGCUCCCUUCCCUUUGCCGACCACGCCGAGGUGCAGCGCUACGCCCACGCCGCACGGAACCUCUUCCACCAAGUGGCGCUCACGGCCGACGGGCGCAUCCUCGGGCCCGAGGGCACCUUUGGCAAGUACCGCAUCGACGCCAUCACGCUGUACGGCAUCCCUGCAGAGGGCCCGCACGGCUUCCACGUCCUCGGCAGAGCCGUCGAGUCGCUAUUCCGCUCGCUCAACAACCUCCUCGAGCGGUUCCACCAGUCUUUCUUCCUGUACCUCAUGACGUCGGUCGGCUCGUUCGUCGCCGUCGGCAACUACCUCGCGGCGCCCAUCCUCCUCGGCGCGGGCCUCACGGUCGAGGGCCUCGUCACGUGGUCGGCGGCGGCCGUGACGACGACGGCCAAGGAGGGCGGCAGGCCGCUCGUCAAGGCGGCGGUGGUCGUUGUCGGUGCGGCGGCGGCGGGUGCGGCGCAGCUUAGGCUCGUCGAGGCGGUCGACCCGACAGCGCCCAUUCACGUGCGCCCCACCUCUCUUUCUCGUUCUGUCGACUCUCGGACUGGCAAUUGA
Molecule: messenger RNA, 1485 nt
Organism: Rhodotorula graminis WP1
Lineage: Eukaryota; Fungi; Basidiomycota; Microbotryomycetes; Sporidiobolales; Sporidiobolaceae
Exons: 8
Coding region: 1-1485 (494 amino acids)
Biological process (GO): attachment of GPI anchor to protein
Cellular component (GO): membrane; GPI-anchor transamidase complex
Source: RefSeq, a predicted model, not a curated record